AUGUGCCGAGCAUUUUCGACCACUCUAAGGGGUCCAGCGCGAACAUGGUUCAGCCGGCUACGCCAAGCCUCAGUCUCGUCCUUCAAGCAGCUUGCUGAGAAAUUUGAGCAAAACUUCCUUGCCAACGCGCGACCCAGGCCUUCCAUGGCCACUCUGCUCACACUAUCCCUGCGCGAGGAUGAGUCGCUCUCUCAGUUCAUGUCGCUGAUCGAGAAGCCGCCAGUCACCAUCUCCAAAAUGCUCCAACAAGCCAACCAGUACGUCGCCGCCGAGGCUCUAGUGGCGGGGAGGUGCAUAGAAUGCAAGAAGCCAAGGAUGGAGCUACCUCGGGGCAUGACCUCGGUGGUCCCGACACCUCCCCGCCGUGGGCUCAACCGACAAGAGCUACCACUCCCAAGGCCCCCACCUCUUCCCCUAAAUGUGUCCCACACCGAGAUCUUCCUCCAGAUCAAGGAGAUGGGUCUCUUGCAGCAACCUCUCCUUAUGAAGGCUGCCCAUAGAGAUCAAUCCAAAUAUUGUAGGUUGCACCGCGACUACCAUGAUGACACAAAGGAUUGCCAUGACCUCCGGAAUCAGAUAGAGGCAUUCUGUAGUGUAGGCUCUGCAUGA
Messenger RNA from Musa acuminata AAA Group (dessert banana), 609 nucleotides. RefSeq lists its product as uncharacterized. Lineage: Eukaryota; Viridiplantae; Streptophyta; Magnoliopsida; Zingiberales; Musaceae. The transcript has 2 exons. The coding region runs from base 1 to 609 and encodes 202 amino acids. The record is from RefSeq and is a predicted model, not a curated record.